AUGUAUACAGUGUUUGAUAAAAAAAAAUUUUAAUAAAAGUUCAUAAAAAUAAGACGUGAUAGAAAAUGUAAUAGUCCCUAAUAAUUCAGAAAUACCAAAUUUCUGUAUGGAUGCUGACAUUAAUCAGAGGAUGCUGAACAAAUAUACACAGGAAGCGUCGAACUUUAUUUUAAAAACACAAAAUAAAUCUUUAAAUAUAGUAUUAUUUCAAUAAAUGUAGUAUCAUUUCAUAUAUAUAAUCACAUCUUCGAAUAUAGAAUGAUGGUAUCAUUUUAAAAAGAUCUUUACAAUUCAAAUAAAAGUUCAAAUAUAUAAUUAUAUUAAUGAUUAAUAGAAAUAAAUCUUAGAUCGAUGUUCGCAAGUUUCACUUGCAAUGUAGAAAAAAAAAAAAAAAGAAAAAAGAAAAAAAUAAAACACAAUAUACGAUGGAGAACACAACCUAAAUGAACGAUUAUAUUAAUUUUGAUCAUAGUUAAAAUUUGUCAAAAUUUACUGUGAAUUUAUUUCUAUAAAAUUAACAAGUAUGUUUGGACGACAAAUUUUCUUAAAGCCUGUAGACAAUCAACACGAUGAAAGACGUAAUGAUUAUAUUCGACAAUUAUCUCCAAGUCAAGGACAUGGAAUACCAUUUACUGAACUAAUAAGCGUACCAUAUUUAAGAAAUGAUGGAUUAAUGCUCGAUUUAAAUUUCAUUUUUAUCGACGAUGAUCAUGUUCAAUCAAAUAAUCUAAAUAAUCUAUAUUUUCAAACUAACCGUGGAAAUAUAUCUAAUCGAUAUUUAUUGGAAUAUAUAAGACAAAUGAAAGAAAGAUAUCUAUUUAUGGAAAGAGAAUUAACAAGAGCAAGAAUGUUAAUCCCAAUAAUAUCGCGUAAUACCAAUGCCGUGCAUCAAUCGGCACAAACAGACAUAAAUUGGAACGAAUGUUCCCUCACGAAAUAUGGACAUUUUCUUGGAACUUCCUCAAAAAAUCAAUACAAAAAGAAUCCAGAGCAAAUUAACGUUUCAUCGAGAAGAAAACAUUAUACUAUGAAAAGAAAUAAAGAAAAUUCAAUCAGAAAGACUCUGACUGAUUCAGAUUGGAUGAAACAUAGGAUUUCUUCACAAAAUUUACAGAAUGAUAUUUACCCUAUAAAAGAGCCUGAUAGCAAUACAUUUCAACCAAGAUCAUUAACUAGCAAUUCAACCACUGUUUGUUCAAUGCAUAAUAUAGCUGUGAUUCUUCCACAAGAUUCAAUUCAAUUAAAUGAUCUAUCAAAACACAAACAAGCUGAAUCUAAAAUAAACGUUGAUAUCCAUAAAACUGCCGAUAAAUUAGAUUCUGAUGAAUCUAAAAUUAUUUUUGGAAAUUCGAAAAAAUAUUUCAAUCCGUUUGAAACUCGAAAGACGUCGAUGGAAAUAUGCCAAAGCUUUGACAAGAAACACGAACCGGAAACGUCGAACUAUACUGACUUCGAUGUUAAACACGAAGAUUGUACACAGACUAAACCUGCUGUAAAUACACCAGAAUUUCGACCAAUAAUGGGCUCGAAAUUUAAUAAUGAUAUUUCCGAUCAAUCCACAUCUCACUGUCAACAACAGAAUAUCAAUUCUGAGGAAAAGUGUAUGUUGAAAAAAAUUGAAUUUUUCCUAAUAUACGAAUUACGUGUAAUAUCGAAAAAAUAAUUUUGGUACUUUUUUUUUCUUCUUUUUGGUAUUCGUGAAAUGUUUCUAGGUAAUCGUAAUUAUUGGAACAAUUACGCGAAAAAGUUACCAUAUGGUAGAGCACGUGCCAACGAUUCAUCGAGACAAUUUACGCGAAUUGUUCAAAAACAAAAGAAAGAAAUGCAUAAGAGAAUACCGACCCCGCGUAGCAAUGUUCAUACCGCUUAUACGCCUAUGACACAACCUUCUACCUGGAAUUCCAUGUUAGAUCCCAAUGGCUUUACCAUUCAAUUAUUAAGACUCGCAGUGUUACUUUACGCUCCAGCAUUGAUGCCGGCGUUAAAUUCAUUGAUCGCGCGACAAAGCAUUCAAACAACAAUCCCCCAUUUCGAAGGUUCGAACGAUUUGUUGACGCAAAUUUUCACAAUUUUGAACAAUCAACAAUGCGUGCCAAAUUUAUCGUACGCGCCAAAUCCUAGAAUGGACGAAAACUCUCGACAAUUUCGAGAAUCGAGUACCCACAAUUCAUCGGCUCAAUCAAAUUCCGAGAAUCUUACGAAACAAUUUCAAAACGAUACUAAUAGAGUAAAAACUUUCGAUAAUAAUCAAUUCGAGAAAAAUUCGAUCGCUGUUAACACCUCUUUAGAGAUAUGUAGUUGUAACAACGUAAAACAAUCGUCCUCGCAGUCGUAUAAUAAAAAUAUUUUACACGAAGAAGAAAAUGAAAAAUUGGUUUAUACGUGGACCAGCAAAAAAUCAUCGAAAUCGUCGGAAACGGUAAUGUCAGAGAAGCCGAUAUUGAAAAAUGAACAGAAUAAGGAGAAAGUAACGGAGAAACAGCAAGAGAAUCCUGAAUUUUUCGAUAAUUGGUUAAUUCAAAAAGAUCCUAACGUAUGGGACGAUCCAAAAUCCAAAUCUUCCAAUAUUUGGCAACAAUACGUCAAUCAAUGAUAAUUAAUUCCUACGAGAAACAUCGAACUAAACAUCUUCUUGAUCUGAUCUAAAUUACAAAAACUGGAAAAUGUAUAAUCACGGCUAAUACGUAGUACGGCUUAAGGACGCUUGCGCGUGGUUCAAACACGUGGCAAAGGAAGGAACUUUUCUACGAACGUUUGUUCAGAAUUGCAGUCUUACGAGCUUUCGCUGCCGAAGCGCAUCCUAUAUAACACAAUAUAAAUCUCUAAAUUCAUAUAUUCUAUUUUGUAAAAUAAAAUUUUCUUAUUUUUGUUUGUGUAAUAAUAAUUUACAAAAAUUUAUUGGAUAUUGAUUGAAAAAUAAAAAUUAAUUGCAAAAUCUAUCUAUCUACGUGUAAUUGAAAUUAAAUUAAUGGAAAAUAUCAACGAAAACGACCGGUUUUGAUUUCACGAGUGAACUUUCUAUUUUAAACUACUGUGAAAUGUAAAAAUUCUUAUCUUUCUUCAAGAAUGACCAUGAUAAUAAGGAUAAAUAAAAAAAAAUAAGAUCUUAAUAUAUAAGGAUAAAUAAUAGAACGAGGAGAAUGAUAUUGGAAAGGAAAUUGGGUGAACGAGCAAUUGGAUU
Messenger RNA from Apis mellifera (honey bee), 3181 nucleotides. RefSeq lists its product as uncharacterized. Lineage: Eukaryota; Metazoa; Arthropoda; Insecta; Hymenoptera; Apidae. The transcript has 8 exons. The record is from RefSeq and is a predicted model, not a curated record.